AUGAAUGACGCCGCCGAGCUUCUCGACCCUGAACUACACCCUGAACUGCCCCCUGAACUGCCCCCUGAACUAGACCCUGAACUACACACUGAACUGCCCCCUGAACUACACACUGAACUGUCCCCUGAACUACACACUGAACUACACACUGAACAGCCCCCUGAACUAGACACUGAACUAGACACUGAACUGCCCCCUGAACUAAACCCUGAACUAGACACUGAACUGCCCCCUGAACAGCCCCCUGAACUAGACACUGAACAGCCCCCUGAACUAGACACUGAACAGCCCCCUGAACAGCCCCCGCUCCCGCCAUGGGCUAGCUCCUGCUUCGCCGCUAGCUCCUGCUCCGCCGCCCGCAACGACGUCAACGCUACAACGCUGGAGGUCACCGGAGGAAAUCCAGCGCCUUGCAACAAAGAGCUCAUCACCGAAGACCAACGCUGCAGUGCGUUCUUCAUUCUGUUCCACGAGACUCUGGACCAGACCACCGCGAGCAGACAGCAGGACUUCAUGUGCACUGGUGAAAUGACCACGUCCAGUCAGGAUGCUAUGGAGCUCAUGGGCCAUGACACCAGGACCUACUUCAGCACCUCAAAGAGAAUGGACCAAAUGUCAACUGGAAGUUUUUAUAUUAAUACAGUUUGAAAAGGAUUGUUUUCCUAGUAUAUUCACAAAAGCUUAGGAGGAGACAUGAACCUGUGCACAAACAUCCAUCACAUAGAGACAUGAGAACUCACUCACUCACCCACACACACAUACAUUCUAUUAUGUAAAUGUAUUUGCAUUUUAAAAGCAGCUGGAAAUGUUAUUUGUUAUUUUAUGGAUUUUUUUUGUUCAAAAGGAACUAUGUUGCAUGUAUUUUUUAAAUAUAUUUACUUAAUUUUAGAGACAUUUGUUCAUGGGACUUAAAUGUUCUGAAAAUGUAUUAAUAAAUAUAAUUUACAACAGCAA
This is a messenger RNA of Pseudoliparis swirei, 954 nucleotides long. Its product is annotated as zinc finger protein jing homolog. NCBI's taxonomy places the organism in Eukaryota, Metazoa, Chordata, Actinopteri, Perciformes, Liparidae. The transcript is spliced from 4 exons. Bases 1 to 648 code for a protein of 215 amino acids. The record is from RefSeq and is a predicted model, not a curated record.